This is a messenger RNA of Pipistrellus kuhlii (Kuhl's pipistrelle), 1971 nucleotides long. RefSeq names its product transcription elongation factor A N-terminal and central domain containing (gene TCEANC). Bases 610 to 1668 code for a protein of 352 amino acids. The transcript has 5 exons. Gene Ontology annotation, biological process: DNA-templated transcription. The record is from RefSeq and is a predicted model, not a curated record. Lineage: Eukaryota; Metazoa; Chordata; Mammalia; Chiroptera; Vespertilionidae. Gene Ontology annotation, cellular component: nucleus.
GUCCCGCCCUGGGAACCGGAAGUUCACUUUAGACUCGGAGGCCACGGAGGGCUCUGCGCUCAGCCGGCUCUUCUAGAUGAGGAAAAUGAGGCACAGAAUGGUCAUGAAGCUUACCCAGCAUGCUCAACAUACCUCAUUUCCAGGAACUGUGCCUUCUUGAACCUCCUUAUCCCACAUGGCUUGACUCCUGGACCCCACUUGAUUAGCCUGCAGUAGACACCAUGUUUCUUUUUGUUUUUAACUAGAAUUCUGUUAAUGAUUAUUUUUUUAUUUUUUUAUUCACUCAUUCAUUCAUUUUAAACCCAUGUUAUUAAUUUUCACCUGUGGAUAUUUUCCUAUUGAUUCUUUAGAGAGAGUGGAAAGGAAGAGGAAGAGACAGAGGGAAGGGCUCGAGCCUGCAACCGAGGUUUCCUCAUCUGUAAGAUGGAGAGAAGCCUGUAUCCCUUAUUGUGAGGAUGGAGAGGACAUGAGUGAACGGCAGGUGGAAUUGCUCAGUAAAUAUGCAUUGCCUUCUGCUGCUACGUGGGCCUGGCGUUGAUGUGUUUGCUGCUGACUUUCUCCAGAUGGUUCGGAUUUGAGUGAGGAUUGAGAACUGCUCAUGCUGUGAAAAUGUCUGCCUGGGCCCAGCUAGCUGCCGGAGCUUCCCUUAUUGAGCAAUUGGUGUCUGAAGGGAACUUUGAGGAGCUUGGCAACCACCUGAUGGAGCUAGAGACUCUGCACGUGACCAAGGAGCAUCUCCCGCAGACAGAUGUGGUCAGGGCUGUGUACUGUGUCCUCAAAAACUGCCCCAACGUGACUUUGAAGAAGAAAGCCAAGCAUCUGCUGUCAAAAUGGAAAGUUGCGUAUCAGGAACCUUCUUUCAAACCCAGGGACAGCCCCACAUUCUUCCCUGAGGGUGGAGAGGCCAAAACUUCAGGACUUUCUUAUGGCUCACGUCCAGAUGAGACAGUGGGAGGCCCCGGUUCUGAUUCUCUGCCAUCUUCCCAAGAUGCUAUAGCAAAAGCCAUUGCAAUGAUUGUGCCUGAAAAUAGCCCUAGUGAAAUGGAACGUAAGGAAGAGCAUGGCAAGGGUGGCGACCCUCAAUCCACUGAGCAGAGAUCAAGUGAGUUGCCACAUCCCGCAGUGCCCGUGAGAACGAAAUGCACAGAGCUUCUGUAUGAAGCUUUAGCUAGCUCUUCCACAGAUGAGCCCAAAGCUGAGCUGUGGCAGAACUUUGCAAGAGAGAUUGAAGAGCAUGUGUUCACCCUGUAUCCAAAGAACCUCAAAAGAUAUAAAAGUUGUAUCAGAAGCAAAGUGGCCAAUCUGAAGAACCCCAAAAAUUCUCACUUGCAACAAGACUUGCUCUCUGGGACCAUGUCGCCAAGGGAGUUUGCCGAAAUGACCGUCAUGGACAUGGCAAGCAAGGAGUUGAAACAGCUGAGAGCUUUGUACACGGAGUCUGGCAUCCAGGAGCAUUGCCUUCCGCAAGCGAUGGAGGGCACCCAGACGGAGAAAAUCAAAUGCAGGCGCUGUGAGAAGUUCAAUUGCAAGGUCACUGUGAUUGACAGAGGAGCACUGUUCCUCCCGAGUUGGGUGCGGAAUUCAACCCCAGAUGAACAAAUGAUGACCUAUGUAAUCUGUAAUGAAUGUGGCGAACAGUGGUACCAUAGCAACUGGGUGUGCUUGUAAUUGUAAAUAAGUGCUCUGGGCCUGGCCCAUAUCCUAAAUGUAUAUAGAUUUUGCCAGGAAUUGAUAUUAGACUAAUAACUUGACGAUUAUGAAAAUCAGGAAAGAGUAAGAGGACAAACAAAAAUCACCUAAAUCUUGCCAUUCAGGAAAUCCCAGUCUAAAAUGUUGUGUAUCUAUUUUGGGCCUUUUCACGUGUGAUUAAGUAAAGUAUAUGACUUUUUAAAUAACAGCUUUAUUCAGUUGGUUGGGCAUCUUCUUGGAUUCCCUGCCAGGGCACUUGCCCGGGUUGUGGGCUCUGUCCCU